AUGAAUGCCACGGUCCCACCCAUGCAUGCGGCACUUUCUGUCCUCGGUACAAUGGCUGGCCAGUAUAUCGCCGCUCAGACCCAAGCACAAGCUAAACAGCCUACGCCCGCUAAUACUACCCAGCAGUUCACCGGGACUGCAACUCAAGCAACGUGUGACAUCUGUAAAGUCCGUCCGAGGUACUUCGACGGAAAGAAGACGCACUCAUACUGCGGGAAAACUUGCGCAACUGCGGCGCAAAACAGGAAUAUUCCCAACAGCAAACCUAAGCGAAACAAGACCAGCAAAGCUACUCGCGGAUUGUGCGACCAUUGUCGUAAGCAACCCAAGUACAACGAUGGCACGACGACCCAUUCGUACUGUAGCAAAACUUGCGCACAGAAAGCGAAAGCUGCAGGAACGCCUACUGCACAGCCUAUACAACCAGCCAAUCCUGCGCCAAAUGGCUGCUUGUUGUGCGGAAAGGCUGUGAAGAUCAAGGGUCACUUCUGCAGUCAGGCGUGCACGUCAAGGGCUGAGAAGAGUGCCCCAGGGCUCAUAGAAGUUCCUCAAGGACACGACACAUUCAAAAGCGUCGUUGACCAAUUCAAGACGUCGUGGAGACAUCAGACUCCAUGUCCGACAGUUCGGAGGGUGCAUAAAGUAAUUUCAUCUCCAGCCUCCAUUGCUAAAUAUGACGCAUAUCGAACUGCUGUGGAGGGUCGCGGAAACUUUGUCGCAGCUGGGCGCUCGGCAGGAAACGAGAACCGUCGCUGGCACGGUACGACCAGAGAAUGCAACCUGGGCGAUAAUAGCAACUGCACGCUGUGCUCGUCUCAGACAUGUUCCUUGUGCUGCAUCCUCAGGACGUCCUACAACCUGAAUCUCUUUGGCAAGAAGACUGGCUGGGGCCGGUUCGGUCAUGGAAUCUACACUUCGUCGACGUCUUCGAAAUCGAACGACUACUCCACGAACGUUAACCCGUCGAAGUUGAAGGCGAUAUUACUGAACAAAGUGGUCGUUGGCAAAGGUUACAAGAUGACGCAAGACAAUACAUCGUUAACCGCACCUCCGACUGGCUAUGACUCUGUCCUCGCGGAGGUGGUGAAUGGAGGGUCGCUGAAUUACGAUGAGCUCGUGUGCUACACGAAUGACGCCAUCCGCCCAUCUUAUUUGGUCAUGUACGAUGCAUGA
Molecule: messenger RNA, 1173 nt
Organism: Suillus paluster
Lineage: Eukaryota; Fungi; Basidiomycota; Agaricomycetes; Boletales; Suillaceae
Product: ADP-ribosylation
Exons: 8
Coding region: 1-1173 (390 amino acids)
Molecular function (GO): NAD+ poly-ADP-ribosyltransferase activity
Source: RefSeq, a predicted model, not a curated record